AACCUGUCUUCUCCAUUAAGAAACAACAGAUUACAGGCAAACAUCGAAUAUUCAUUCCUUCACCUCUCUCUCUCUCUCUCUCUCUCUCUCUCUCUCUCUCUCUCUCUAUCUCACCCAUUUUCUUCGCCCUAUUUCUUUCUCCACCUUCCAUCUUCAAUCCAAAAAAAACACUUUAUUUUCCCUCUCUCAAAAUCCCACUUUCUAAUAAAAAAAUAUCUCGAUCCCUACAGCCACCGCUUUAUUCCCACAAGCGAUGGGUCCCCGUCUCUGGACCUGUUUUGGAAACAAGGGCAGUCGAUACGUCGCGGAAGGGAGCAACAUCACGGCGGAUGUAACACCUGAAGACCAAACACGUUCCGGACCAGGACCAGUGGUGGUUGAGAUGUUUUCAUCACAAGGUUGUACAACAUCGCCGGCGGCUGAGCUUGUGUUGUCACGGUUGGGUAGAGGUGAUUUUCAGCUGGAAAUGCCGGUGGUUGUGUUGGCAUUCCAUGUUGAUUAUUGGGAUUAUAUGGGUUGGAAAGAUCCUUAUGGUUCUAGUCAAUGGACCGUAAGACAGAAAGCCUAUGUUGAGUCUCUUGGACUUGAUACAUUGUUGACUCCUCAAGUUGUUAUUCAAGGUUUGGCUCAUUGUCUUGGAAAUGACGAUACUGCCCUUGUUCAAGCUAUUAAUAAUGCUCCUAGAUACCCUGCUCUUAAUUUCAAGGCAACAUUCACAAAACCUACACAAGACUCUUUGCAAGUGUCACUAACAGGAUCAUUAAGGAGCAAGGUGGACAGUAAUGUUGUGGACAUCAUGGUAGCCUUAUACGAAAAUGGUUUAGUUACCGACUGUCCAAGAGGAGAGAACAGAGGUCGUGUUCUAUCUAAUGAUUUUGUCGUUAGAAAGCUCGAGAAGCUCUCUACAGAAAAAGACAUCUCUGCCAAGAAGACAGUAACAGGAACUCUUAAUUUUCCAUUGUGGGGAGGAUUCAAUAGCAGCAAAUGUGGUGUAGCUGUCUUUGUUCAAAGCCCUUCUCACCAGAUUUUUGGUUCACAGAGUUUUCAUCUGCCUGAUGAUAUAUGAUAUGAUACUGUUGAUUCAUUAUUUUAAUUUGUUCUGCAAAGUCUAUCAUUCUUUUUUUUAUUUUCGCGUUUCUAUUUUUGUUUUAAAAUUUCUUUGGUACUUUGUCAUAUCGUACUAUUUUUCAUUUUUUUGUCAUUUGUCCUACCUUAGAUUUACUCUAUGUUGACGGUGGAUUCAUUUACCAGACUA
Trifolium pratense (red clover) is the source of this 1255-nucleotide messenger RNA. RefSeq lists its product as uncharacterized. NCBI's taxonomy places the organism in Eukaryota, Viridiplantae, Streptophyta, Magnoliopsida, Fabales, Fabaceae. The coding region runs from base 254 to 1066 and encodes 270 amino acids. The record is from RefSeq and is a predicted model, not a curated record. The transcript has 2 exons.